GGGCAGUUCGCGGCGAACCACGAACCACCCCAGCAGACAAAAAUUAUCCAGUUGAGACACCCCGUAGGAUGUUCAAGACGGCAGCCGCCAGCUAUAGUGCAAUGCCAAUAGCCACCGCCUAUACAACCACCUUAUUGAUCAUGGUCGUAUCCUGGCAG
Molecule: messenger RNA, 158 nt
Organism: Racocetra persica
Lineage: Eukaryota; Fungi; Glomeromycota; Glomeromycetes; Diversisporales; Gigasporaceae
Source: the annotation of a GenBank genome assembly